This is a messenger RNA of Plasmodium gaboni, 3474 nucleotides long. Its product is annotated as putative DNA repair helicase. Gene Ontology annotation, molecular function: hydrolase activity, acting on acid anhydrides, in phosphorus-containing anhydrides; DNA polymerase binding; DNA helicase activity. Lineage: Eukaryota; Apicomplexa; Aconoidasida; Haemosporida; Plasmodiidae. The coding region runs from base 1 to 3474 and encodes 1157 amino acids. The record is from RefSeq and is a predicted model, not a curated record. Gene Ontology annotation, cellular component: nucleus. Gene Ontology annotation, biological process: negative regulation of DNA recombination; telomeric loop disassembly; regulation of double-strand break repair via homologous recombination. The transcript has a single exon.
AUGAUUGAACAAAAGAUACAUAAGAGAUACAAAAUAGUAAAGAAAGAUGAUGUUAAUCAUCGAUAUACAAUUAAUGAUAUAGAAGUAUAUUUUCCAUAUGAAUUAUAUGAUUGUCAAUAUAAUUAUAUGCUUAGUGUAUUGAGUGCUUUAAAAAAGAGAGAAAAUGCGAUAUUAGAAUCUCCUACAGGCACAGGUAAAACAUUAUGUUUAUUAUGUGCAAGUAUUAGUUAUGUUGUUGAUAUAUUAGAAAAGAAAGGACAUUUUAAUGAGAAUAUAAAUAUAAGUGAGAAUAAUAAAAAUAUAUCUUUAGAAUUUGGAAAAAAUAGUGAAAGUGUUCAAAAGAAGGUAGUAGUUAAUGAAUUUCCUAAGAUAAUAUAUGCUUCAAGAACACAUAGUCAAUUGAAGCAAGUAAUAAAAGAAUUAAAAAAUGUAUAUUUUAUUAAAAAUAAUGAAAAAUAUAAAUUAUUAACAACGAUAUUAGGUUCACGAGAUCAAUUAUGUGUUCAUAAUAUUAAUUAUAAUUAUAAAGGUACUUUAUUAAAUAAUAUGUGUAAACGAACAAGGAAGAAUGGUGAAUGUAUAUAUCAUAAUGGCUUAAAAUAUUUAUAUAAAUUAAAACAUUUAUUUACUACUCCUAUGGAUGUAGAAACAUUAAGUGAAAUAGGCAAAGGGAAUUCUGUUGGUCAGAAUAUUCAUUUUUGCCCUUUCUAUGCUACUAGAGAAAUACAAAAUGAAUGUCAUAUUAUUUUAUUACCAUAUAAUUAUUUAUUUGAAGAAAGUACACGUAAAAUAUUAAAACUAAAUUUAGAGAAUAGUAUUAUAAUUAUAGAUGAAGGACAUAAUAUUGAAAACGUAGCAGAAGAUGCAGUGUCAUUUAAAUUAAAAGAUACAGAUUUGAAUUUAUUUCUAGAAGCUUUAAAAGCAACCUUAACCAUAUUAGAAAAAGUAAAUGAAAUAGAUAAAGAAAUAAAAGAUAAAAUUAAUAUUGAUGAAUUAUUUAUUUUAAAUAGAAGUAUAAAUGCCUUAAUAACAUGGUUAACUAAUUUACAUUUAGAAAAAAAUGAAAAAAAAAAAAUUAAAGAAAAACAUAAAAUAUAUCAAGGAAAACAAAUAUUUGAAAUAUUUGAAAAAAAUAGUAUAAAUAUUACUAAGGAUAAUUUUGAUAAUUUUAAUAAUUUAUUAUCAGCUAUGAUUGAAUUAUUAAAUAAAUAUACAAAUGAUUUUAAAUUAUCUCAAAUGGAUGUAAAAAAUAUUAAUAGAUUUAUUGCUAGUAUAGAUCAUGUUAAAAAAGCAUUUGGUAUAUUAUUUAGUGAUAUAGUAAAAAAUUGUAUUGAAUAUUUUAAUUUAUAUAUAAAUGAAGAAAAGAUAAACAAUACAGACACAUUCAAUAAUUACAAUAAUAAUAAUAAUAAUAGUGUUGGUGGUAAUGUGGAAUCUAUGAAUUUUAUUAAUAGUGGUAAAUAUUAUGAUGGUAUGAAUCGUUUUAUAAAAAAAAAAAUUGCAUAUGACAAUAAUAAUAAUGAUAUAUUUGGAAGUAAUAAUAUUUAUAGUAAUACACCAUCAAAUACAUUAAACAAUAAUAAUAAUAAUAAUAAUAAUAGUGGUGUAUGCAAAACUAUUUCCUUGUUGUGUUUUUCAGCUACAGCUAGUUUAUGUGGAAUAAUAAAAGAAAAAAUAAAUUCUAUAAUAGUAACAUCUGGAACUCUUUCUCCUAUUGAACCAUUUUCAAAACAACUAAGUGGGAAUUAUUUCUCUUUUAAACAUAUAUUAGAAAAUGAUCAUGUUAUAAAAUCACAUCAAUUAUUUGUAGGAUGCAUGACUCAUUAUAAUAAUCAAAUAUUAUUAUCAACAUAUGAAAAUAGAGCAAAUGAAAAUUAUAUACGAUCCUUAGGAAAUUGUAUUUUUGAUAUUAUUGUUUGUAUUCCUUAUGGAGUGUUAAUAUUUUUUUCAUCAUAUAGCUCAAUGACUGAAACUGUGAAUUCAUGGAAGAGAAUGAAAAUAUACGAUAAAAUAAAUACAUAUAAAACAAUAUUUGUGGAACCUAAUAAAGCUACAGAUUUAAAAGAUAUUUUAGAUCAAUAUGAAAUUCUUAUUAAAAAAAAAAGAAAAGGUGCUAUACUUAUGGGUGUGUGUCGAGGUAAAAUAUCUGAAGGAAUAGAUUUUAAAGAUGAUUGUUGUCGUGGUGUUAUAAUUUGUGGUUUGCCAUAUGGUAAUGUAUAUGAUAGUAAAAUAAUUUUUAAAAAAGAAUUUUUAGAUAAUUUUAAAUAUAAUAAAAUUGAAGAAGGUUCGAAUUCUUCAAAUAUAACAUCAAAUAAUAAUAUAUCCAAAGGAAAUAAAUGGUAUAAUGAAGAAGCUAUGAGAUCAAUUAAUCAAUCUAUAGGAAGAGUUAUUAGACAUAAAAAUGAUUAUGGAGCGAUUUUUUUUUUAGAUUCACGUUUUUCUAAUAAUCAAAGAAUUAAAGAAAUAUCUAAAUGGGUUCGAACACAUUUUAGAAUUUAUCGAGAUGUAGAACAAAUACAAAGUGAUAUAGAUAAAUUCUUUGAAUUAUUUAAAGGUUUAAAUGAUAGAUUACAAUUAGAAAGUGAUCAAAAUAAAAAUCAAACAUCUAAUAAAACAAAACUAAUGAAUAAUUAUAAUGAUAAUAUGUAUGAUAUUAAUAAUAGUAAUACAAUAAGUGAAGGAGGUUUUACUAUUAAAGAUAAUAACCAAUCUAUAGACAAUGUAAAUAAUAAUAGCUCAACUAAAUUAAUAGGAAAAAAUUUUCAAGAUUGUUUUAUUAAAAGUGAUAAAAAUAAAAAAUCAAAUAAACAUGAUAUGCCACAAAAUAAAUUUUCAUUUAAUCCAAGCAAAAAAAUGAAAAACCAACCGAAAAUUUUAAGUAUGAUACAAAAUAUUACAAAAGGAAAAAAUCCAGAAAAAAAAAGUAUAUAUAUAGAUAAUAAAAAUGAAAAUGAUAUAGACACACAAAAUAAUAAUAAUAAUAAUAAUAAUAAUAUUUUUAAAAACAAAGAACAAUCAGAUGUUAACAGUAAAUGUAGUAGCUUAAAAUUAGAUAAUGCUAAAUUAUUAAUAGCAUCCUUCAGAGAAAUAUUAUCAAAAGAUAUAUAUGAUAAAUUUUUUGAACUUAUUAAAGAAACCAAAAAAAAAAGUAAUGAAAAGAAAUAUGAAAUAUUAAUUAAUAAUAUACUAGAAUUAAUUACUCAAAAUUUUAUAAAAGGAAAUAAAGAAAUCAAAAAUUAUAAUAUUUCAGAUGAAAAACAAAAACAUAUUCUUUUUAAUGAUAUUAUGAAUGAUCAAGAAUUAAUAGAUAUAUGGAAAUUACUUAUUAAAUUAAUAAAUAAUUUCUUUCCAGUUCAAGAAAAAGAAAAAUGCUUUUUUAUCUUACAGAAGAGAUUUAAAGAAAGAACAACAGAUUUUGAUGAACUUGAAAAAUAUGUGUACAAUUAUAGGUUAGAAAAAAUUGAAAUCAUAUAA